Molecule: messenger RNA, 631 nt
Organism: Clunio marinus
Lineage: Eukaryota; Metazoa; Arthropoda; Insecta; Diptera; Chironomidae
Source: the annotation of a GenBank genome assembly
GAUUCCACAUCAGCUUGUUGGUGUACCUCUUGGCUUCAACAUUACUCUCGAAUGUUUCACUGAAGCACAUCCUACAAGUUUAAAUUAUUGGACGAGAGAAGACGGUCACAUGAUUCAUGAUAACAGGAAAUACAGAACCGAGCAAAGCGUUGGUACACCAUCGUACAAGACACACAUGCGACUAACUAUUUAUAAUGUACAACAUUCAGAUUACGGAACGGUGAAAUGUGUCGCAAAAAAUCCUCGAGGUGAAACAGAUGGAACGAUACGACUUUACACGUCAACGCCCCCAACCGUUCUGCCUGCAUCAACAAUUGAGAAUUUCAAAGACUGGUCGGAUCUUAGAAAUGAAAUGAAUGGAAACAACACAAUCGUCAAUGGACAAAAUCAUCAAAAUUCAAUUCACGGUUUUGACAAAAAUGGAAAACAUUUUUCAAAUUUGAAUGAAAUUGAUAGAUUCGAGCAAAAGUCAGCAUACGAGAAGAAAUCAAAUUGGCCGACAGAAGAUAGCACAAAUAGCGCUGACAAAUCUAAAGUGAAAUCUUUCAAUCAAUUAGGAAUGAUGCUUUUAUUAGGACUUGUUAUUCAACAAUGCAAAUUCAAUAUGGACAACUUUUAUCUGUUGAAUUGA